GAAGGCGGAGUCCUUGUGCGCAUCUGUCUGGGGAACUAAGAGCAACAACUCUUUCAGGUUCAGCCCGCGGAGCUUUUGGGAGCCCAGGGAUGUGUGGCCGGCAGAGGGGCUGGAAAUGAGCCCUGUGAUGGGCUCUCUCUAGAGAGCGGAGGUCCUACAGGGGAGCGCCCCCCCGAGAGACGAGAAGGCAUGGGCGAGUUGUGAGUUGUAGGCUGUGGCUGCUGCACCUGGACCUCCAGCAAGAGCUGGACUCCCCGGCCCGCCCGGAGCCUGUUUGUGCACCUGCCACCUGGGAGACUCCUCUGGGAAACCAAGAUGCCUGUCCACAGCACCACCCUGACGUUGGCCAACAUAUUCUACAUCAUCAUGGAGAUUGUCAUCGGGCUCUGCGCCAUAGUGGGCAACGUGCUGGUCAUUUGGGUGGUCAAGCUGAACCCCAGCCUGCAGACCACCACCUUCUAUUUCAUUGUCUCCCUGGCCCUGGCUGACAUUGCUGUUGGGGUGCUGGUCAUGCCCCUGGCCGUUGUCAUCAGCCUGGGCAUCACGGUCCACUUCUACAGCUGCCUUCUCAUGACCUGCUUGCUGCUGGUCUUCACUCACGCCUCCAUCAUGUUCCUGCUAGCCAUUGCUGUGGACCGAUACCUGCGGGUCAAGCUCACGGUCAGAUCCAGGAUUGCUGAGAUCCCUGGGUGCCUCUGGCCACUGGAGGCUCAUUUCCGUCCAGCCAUGGGGCUCUUCGUUCUGCUCUCCCUGACUGUCCUUUCAGAAGCCAUGGUCAUGGACAAAAAGGUCAAGGAGAGCUUUGUGCUGGACACGGUGUCUGCUGUCUGCAGCUAUGCCGCCCACUACAAGGACCAUCUCAAGUACUGGUGCCGAGGCUAUUACCGGGACUAUUGCAGCAUCAUCGCCUUCACACCCAACAGCACCGGCCGCGUGGCCCUGAGGGACACGGGGGAACAGCUCAUCGUCACUGUGUCCUGCCUGACCAAAGAGGACACGGGCUGGUACUGGUGCGGCAUCCAGCGGGACUUUGCCCGGGAUGACAUGGACUUCACUGAGCUGGUCGUGACUGACUCCAGAGGAGCCCACACCAGUGACUUUUGGUCUAUGAAGGAUGCGUCAAGGAACAGGAACAGAAGCUGCAGGGCUUCCAAACUUGUGUACAAGGCAGAUCACUACAGGAUGUCCAUUCUCAUCACCUGCGUACUGAUCACAGGGGUGGGGAUCAUUUCUCUAAUGACUCACUUGUUCAAAAGGAGGAGGAGUCAAAGAAACAGAAGAAGUAAAGGCCUAGCUCGAAGCCAGAAAACCAGGCAAGCUGCUUCUGCGUUGGCCACACCUCUGUAAACUACUCUUUGAAGCCCCCCUCGUGUGUCCAGACUCCAAAGAAACUGGCUCAAACUGGACAGAUGUGACUGAAGAUUUAUUUAGUUCAUAAGCAAAGUGAUGCUCCAAUAGAAUCACCAUGACAACCAGCCACAUCUACAGCUAGGUAAGAACAGUGGCCACGCCUGUGCAAGGCUAGUCAGAAGACACCUCAAGAUCUUGGUUCUCAUGCAUUGAGCCUGCUGGAAGCAAAGAGGAGGGGCAGAACCUUAGUCAGAGGCCCAGGAGAUCACUUGUAUUUUAUUUGUGAGCCAAUAAAUUUCUAACCAGUGUUGAAUGUA
Messenger RNA from Eptesicus fuscus (big brown bat), 1667 nucleotides. It is a transcript of the gene ADORA3, whose product is annotated as adenosine A3 receptor. The transcript has 7 exons. Gene Ontology annotation, molecular function: G protein-coupled adenosine receptor activity. The coding region runs from base 316 to 1347 and encodes 343 amino acids. NCBI's taxonomy places the organism in Eukaryota, Metazoa, Chordata, Mammalia, Chiroptera, Vespertilionidae. Gene Ontology annotation, cellular component: dendrite; synapse; plasma membrane. Gene Ontology annotation, biological process: G protein-coupled adenosine receptor signaling pathway. The record is from RefSeq and is a predicted model, not a curated record.